This is a messenger RNA of Aspergillus aculeatus ATCC 16872, 663 nucleotides long. RefSeq names its product zinc finger MYND domain-containing protein. The record is from RefSeq and is a predicted model, not a curated record. The transcript is spliced from 4 exons. NCBI's taxonomy places the organism in Eukaryota, Fungi, Ascomycota, Eurotiomycetes, Eurotiales, Aspergillaceae. The coding region runs from base 1 to 663 and encodes 220 amino acids.
AUGGGUCGCUGGGGAUGGCGCCUCUUCGAAGGCGAUCGGGACAUGGACCUCCUUAGCGAUAUGCUCCACUACACGGGCCAGGCCGACAAGAAAUGGUUCUGGAAUCUGGAGGACACAAUCUUGGGCCCCGAAACCGCCACCACGCCCGCUGCCCGAGCACACAUGUUGCGACAUGAGGUCCUGCCAUAUAUCCGCCAGAAGCUCGACACCGACGGCCUCGGGGAACAGAUGCUCGCUGCGUGUCGCGCCAAGGAGGGAGACAAAGAGCUCUUCGACCCCCCCAAGUACACAACCAUCAUCAUGGGGGCUUUGAUCAUGCGGGCCGGCGGCCGGAUCAGUUCUGCCUCUCUGGAGCAUCUCCGUGCGCUGGUCCCGCAGGUGACCUGCAACGCGCGCUAUGUGUUGCCCUUGCUGACGAGGCGUUUCGCUCGCCGGGUCGCGCGCAGUUCUUGGCUGCUCUGGAUCAUUACCAGGCUGGGAUGCCACGAAGCUUCGAACUGCUUCCACUGCGGUCAGAUCCAAUCGGAUAUGGGACACGCGCUUCGCAGGUGCGGCAAGUGCAAGGAGGCUUGGUAUUGUGACAAGGAGUGUCAACGCGGCCACUGGCGCGACCACAAGCACGGUUGUGUCCGCAUGGACGAGCGUCGUAUGCUUAACUUCUAG